This is a messenger RNA of Centropristis striata (black sea bass), 4671 nucleotides long. RefSeq names its product serine hydrolase-like protein. The coding region runs from base 376 to 1290 and encodes 304 amino acids. The transcript is spliced from 13 exons. Lineage: Eukaryota; Metazoa; Chordata; Actinopteri; Perciformes; Serranidae. The record is from RefSeq and is a predicted model, not a curated record.
UAUAAAAGAAAUUAUUGGAUCUAAAAAAAAAACCUGUAGGAGAGGGAAAAUAUUACUGUAAUCUUUCAGAAUCGUUGAUGUAUAGGAUAUGAUUUAUUCUAAAGCAUUGGAUAAUUACAACUACACAUUGACGGGUAAUAAAUAUGAACUAUGCACUUCGUAGAUGUGCUGCCUGACAUAACUUACUGAGGGAAACUUUGCAAACUUGUUUCAAAAUUCGGCCCGCCCCUUUGAACAUCCGUGGCAACAAUUUCCGGAGGUUUAAUGAACUGUCAUAGCCCGGGGGCGAGUUCACGGUUUAUUAAGAUUGAUUCAUAGCUGCAAGCACUCCUGCAAACUUAACGAGGCGCCAGACACCGUGCAAGUCAAACUACGAUGGAUAAAGAAGUUUCAGAAAUCUCUGUCCCGGUCCCAUGGGGAGAGAUCAGAGGGAAAGUCUGGGGUCCUAAACAAGGCCGUCCUGUGCUGUGCCUGCACGGCUGGGCAGACAACUGCGGCACAUUCAACACCCUCAUUCCCCUUCUACCCAAAGAGUGCAGAUAUGUGGCGGUGGACCUGGCAGGACAUGGUUUAUCCUCCCAUCGUCCUACUGGAGCUUUCUAUGCAUUUCCCGAAAACGUGGCGGACAUACGCAGAGUCGUUGAUGGUCUCCAGUGGACAAGGUUCUCCAUCAUCGGCCACAGUAUGGGUGGAAACAUUGCUGGGAUGUUCAGCUCGUUGUAUCCUGAGAUGGUGGAUGCUGUCGUGCUGCUUGACUGCUUUGGAUUCCUUCCUGCAGAUCUGCCGGAAAUAACCCAAGCAAUGAGGCAGGGCAUAGACGACAUGCUUCAGUUUGAAAAGAAGACGGAGAAGAAAAGAGUUUACACUUACGAGAAGGCAGUAGAGAGGUGGCUGGCUGCAAACCCGAGUAUGUCUGAGCAGUCAGUGCACAUCCUCUUAGAGCGAGGACUAGUUCAGGUUGAAGGAGGAUUUGUGUUCUCCAGAGACAUUCGAAUUAAUUUUAAAAAUAUAGAACGCAUCAAUUUGGAGCAGAGUCUGGAGAUGCAGUCGAGGAUUCAAGCCCCUGUCCUCAUUGUUCUAGGAGACGAAGGCUUUGGUGGUAAAUUAUUCACGGAAUCACACCGUCGUGAAUCUUACGUCAAAGUUCUCCAAGGAUAUCAUGACAAAAAUCACUCGGUGGUGAGUGUACCAGGUGAUCAUCACGUUCAUCUGAAUGAUCCUGAAGUUGUCGCUCCACUUGUUUCUGACUUCCUGCAGACUAAAGUGAUCUCACAGCAGCUGCCAGCUUAGUGGACACACACACACACACACACACACACACACACACACACACACACACACACACACACACAAAACGUAAUUUGUGAAAUUUCACACUUUAAUUCUCAUUAACAUAAUUUUGUGACUGUGUUUUAUCACUCCUGCUGUUAUUGUUUGAGCAAUAACAUAAAGUUGCUUCAGUGACUUUGAAUAAUUAAUCUAAAUGUGUAAACCUCCACUGAUUGCAUGAUUGCUGAAACUGCUGCUGAUUUACUAAAAACAUCUGCAAAAUUUACACACACAUAUAAACAGCCCUGUCUCCUAAAAAAUACAUUCCCAUACAAAAAAACUGCAUUCUCAGUUAGAUUUGGAGCGAAAUGUUUUUCCUCCCACAGCCUGAAGGAAAAAUGUAAAUGAGCAUUCCCUCCAUAUCACGAUUGCAACAUCAGUUAAACUAAUAAAUUAAAUAUUUUUUCCAACCCCUGCAGCCCUCAUUAUUAAUGUUUGUUAAUUAACCGUCCCCGGGGCCUCCUUUCAUUUGGCAAAAGUGGCCCCAGGGCAAGAUAAGUUAAGUAUCCCUUAAAGGCAAUUCUGCUUUAGUGAUCUGUUAUUUCUUUAUGUGCAGCAGCCAGGGCUUUACUUGUCAUCGUUUCAUUUGAAGCCGAUCUGUGUAACUCUGCUGCUUUUCAUGAAUGUUGACGCUUGUACAGAAUGAGCUAAAAACAGCAGUCAUUAAAAGAGACAACAUCCUCUCACAACUUUUCAUUAUGUAGGCCAAUCCUCUCUGUAUUCAGCUUUUGUCUUGGAGCCAGCAAGACAAAAAAAAAAGUAUUAUCCCCUCUACUUUUACUUGGGGGAGUGACUCCAUAAAACACUGCAGCUGCCGUCACUCAGAGCAGAUAUUAGAGGUGCAGCUCACACAAAAAUGGCCCCCUCGCUCUCUCAAUGUCACAUAAACUGUGUGAUGGCCUUGCUGUUAAAUGGAGUGGAAUUGAUUUUACGCAGCGAGCAGCGAGGCAGCGAGCAUCCACAGACAUCUGAAGAGCCCCUCCUCCUCCCCCUCCUCUUCCUCCUCCUCACCCCCUUCCCCAAAAAAAAUGAUUAUAGUUAUAUAAGUUUCCCUCCCACUCCCUCCAUCCUCUCCACCAUCAGCAGGGGUGUUGUCAUAGCAACCCCCACCCCUCCUUUUUGAACGUCAGAGCCAGGAGCUUGGAGGAUGAAGCCGCAUGCAGCUUCUGCCUCUUGUGCCUCUCGGAGAGCACCUGUGAUUCUCGCCCGUCUCGGAUGCAACAGUCAGAGCUGCGGUGCUGGAAAUAAUCUGAUGAUUGAUUUGACUGUCGGCUGCUGCUCAUCACACAUCAUCUGAAACCAGAACUGAUUCAGCAGCAUCUGCAGCAGCGAUGUCGUGGCUGUUCUUGGACUGGUUCGUGCCCCUCUACCUGCUGGUGUCGGUCCUGGUGCUGGCGGGCUUCGGAGCAUGCCUUUACUUCCUCGAGCCCGGGCUGCAGGAUGCCCACAAGUGGAGCAACAAAACAGUCCGGCAUCACCCGCUGGUGGCCAGUGUGAACUGCAGAGAUGACGAUAGCAAUGCUCUGAUAUGAUCAAGAGGGCGAGGCGGAGCGGGGCGGGAGGCCAUCUGGACAGGGGUGAUGCCAGGACACCGAUGGGAUGGUAGCCAACACCUUAAAGAUGGAGAAAGGAAAUGGAAGAGAUGGAGGGAAGAAUGCUUUGUUCAAUCAUUCCAACUUUUCUCUGAUCUCUAAGGCUACGUUCAGACUGCAGGCAAUUUGUUUCUCAAAUCAGAUUAUAAGACAGACUGUCCACACUGAUAUUAGCAAGCAAAAUUUAUUGGAUUUCUCACCAACAUAUCUGCAUGAGCUGCUGGGGUAGGCGUGAGUAACUAAAUGAGUAUGCCAGUGAGCUAGCUAUCUAUCUAACUAACUCACCAGCCACUAAAUGAGUAAAAUUUUUACAAAGUAUUGCUUCAUCCACACACGUCACAGUGAAGGAAAGUACUUUGGUUUGGCCAGAAGAAUGAUAACUUUGUUCAGCUCAUUUUUGGUGAACAGUUUAAAAUAAAAGCAAAGUAAAUUUGCAAACUAGCUAGCUAAGUAGUCAGACAUCUGCUAGCUAGCUGACUUGCUAAUUCCACCAUGCUUUCAUGCUACACUGGUUAGAAUAAAUGAGCCCAACAGCAGGCUGGUGGUCCACUGGGACGCUGCUCCCCUGGUUAGCUAGCUAGCUUACUAGCCAGCUAUCUGUCUCCGGAGCUGCGUCCACUCUCCUCCUGGCGAAAUAGUCGGCCAGCAGUGAGGAGUGAGGCGGAGCGGCCUUGGGGUGUGCUUGCUAGUUAAUUCUUGUGCCAUUUGCGGCCUAAAAAAUAGUAAAUUCAUCAAUGCAGGUGUCUGAGACGGUGGUGUCAACAGCGUGGAGGUCAGCGUGGAGGUCACCAUGUAGCGCUGGAAGACAAUCACUGUGCUGUGAGAGGUGUGGCGCCCUCUGCAGGACUAUUGGGAACACUUGAUUAUGAGAUGUAGCUUGCCAUUUUAAGAAUGAGCCUGGGGUCCUUCAGCUCUGUGGCCAUCAUCAAAUUCCGAUUUGUGUGCCCAGGCUUGGACCCAUCUGUAGAAAUCUGAUUAGAAUUACAUUUCAAAACGUAUUAGAACAGAAAUGUGUGUUUUAAAGGGAUCCAAUAAGCAAAAAUUGCCUGUGGUUUUAUUUGUGUCCAGACUUUCUCAAAUCAAUCUGGCUACAAUCUAGAAAUGCUGAAAAACAGAUUUAAGCUGUUAGUCUGAACGAGGCCUAACAAAUUUCACGUAGAGAUCAGGGAAAUGAAGCAGAGGGCAGAAACGCACAAGGAAAAGAAGACUUUGUGGAGGAUGAGACUGUGAGCUGGUUGGAGGACACGAUGCCCUUUAGAAAUGUGAUUCAAACAUGAUGUAAAUUAUCAUGCCAUCUUAUACUUGUGCCAACUUUUACAUACGUUUUGUAUUUUGACAAUCACUUUACAUGAAUCAUGAAGUUAACUUAUAUUGUGCAUUUAAUUAGUGAAGUGAAUGACAGAAGUACGAUGACUGUCUGCCCAGCGGGGAGGGUUUUAAUCCUCUCCCUCUGUGGUGAUGUCAGCACAGCAGCUGCUGAGAAGCAUGUGGAUUGUUAGUGCCAAUGUGCCAAAAUGGUGUCAGUAGUGAUUUUAUUAAAGUAACAUGUACCAGAAAAUUUCAACAUGGUUUUUAAAAGGUGCCAAGAUUCUCAUAGAUGGACCAAGAUUACAGAAAACAUGUAUUUGGUAAUGCUCAAAGUGUAUAUUUUUUAGUUUUCAUUGUUUUUACUUGACAGCAUGGUGAGGAAACUCUCUUUUGAUGAUCAUAUGCUUUCUUUGUUCAUAUAAAAUAAAACAGUUUAAUCCUC